AUGGUCGGGCGACGUUUUUCCCGGAACGUGGGAGGCAGCCGGGGGGCCGCCCCGGAGAAAAACAAAAAGCGCGGCAGUUCCUCCACGCUCCGCGAUGGUGGUUUUUUCGCCCGCCUCGUCGUGUCGCAGGUUUUUUCCGGACGGUUUCGGGGAACUUUGCGGUCGUGUUUUCGUGAGGCUGGGCGAAAAAAAAAAAAAAAAAGUCUGCGGUGCACGGUGGCCUUGGGCGGUUUGUCGGGAAGGACAGUGGGCGGCAAUUCUGAGUUUUUUUUUUUUGUGUUACCGUCUGGGUGUGAAUAG
Trypanosoma theileri is the source of this 300-nucleotide messenger RNA. RefSeq lists its product as uncharacterized. The record is from RefSeq and is a predicted model, not a curated record. The transcript has a single exon. Lineage: Eukaryota; Euglenozoa; Kinetoplastea; Trypanosomatida; Trypanosomatidae. The coding region runs from base 1 to 300 and encodes 99 amino acids.